Messenger RNA from Fulmarus glacialis (Northern fulmar), 829 nucleotides. RefSeq names its product chromosome unknown open reading frame, human C16orf87 (gene HDIP1). The annotation marks the transcript as partial. NCBI's taxonomy places the organism in Eukaryota, Metazoa, Chordata, Aves, Procellariiformes, Procellariidae. The record is from RefSeq and is a predicted model, not a curated record. The transcript has 3 exons.
UCCCAGGUUCCUGUUGCAUGUAAAUCAUGUCCCUGUGGCUACAUAUUUAUUAGUCGAAAACUCUUGCAUGCUAAACGUGCUGAGAGAUCACCACCCAUCACAGAAAACAAGAGUGAGGCCAAAAGGAGGCGGACAGAGAGAGUUAAGCGAGAGAAGAUAAAUUCUGCAGUAAAUAAAGACUUAGAAAACCGAAAAAGAUCCAGGUCUAACAGCCAUUCAGAUCAUAGCAGACGAGGAAGAGGAAGACCUAAGAGUGCCUCAGCGAAAAAGCACGAGGAAGAAAGAGAGAAACAAGAAAAAGAAGUUGACAUGUAUGCUAACCUUUCAGAUGAAAAGGCCUUCGUAUUUUCAGUGGCCUUGGCGGAAAUAAACAGAAAGAUUAUCAAUCAAAGACUUAUUCUGUAACUUGUAAGCACACUCUGAUGCAUUUAUAUGCAGAAUGGCUAGCAUAUUUCCAAGGUGUCGUGGACUCUCGGAAAGUGCGUUGUCUGCACCGACAAGGACCAUAGUAUUUCCUGUUAAAAUUCUGCUGCUGUUCUUGGAAAUCGAAUUCUAUCUCUACAAGUCAGAAAGAAAGUCACAAGAUUGUGCUUUGAAAAAUCAGAAAGCAGAUAUGUUUUACACCUUGAAGACAAAUGCUAGACAAGUGGACAGAGAGACUGCACCCAUUCCAGAGCACUUCUUUUAAAUCUGCUGCCAGAAAUGCAAUAUUUUAAAUAUUUUCAGAAAUAAAUGAUUUUCCUUUAAAAUUAUAUAUUUCAGAUUUUUCAGCUAUAUUGCAGUUUACGUAUGUACAGUUCACAUAACUUUUUAAUAAAUUGAUAUUCCA